Messenger RNA from Fusarium venenatum, 1443 nucleotides. The record is from RefSeq and is a predicted model, not a curated record. Lineage: Eukaryota; Fungi; Ascomycota; Sordariomycetes; Hypocreales; Nectriaceae.
AUGAAGGCCUAUCUACGGUCCAACAUCAUUCUUCUUCUUCUAGUGUAUUUGAACAUAGUCGCUGCCAGGCGUGGCGGAGGUUCCUGGGGAGGUUCUGGUGGAGGUUCCAGUGGCGGGGGCGGAUCUGGAGGUGGCAGUGGAGGUGGCAGUGGAGGUGGCAGUGGAGGCGGUACAGCCGAAAAUCCUCCCCCAGGCUUUAAUCCAUGGUCUUACCAGAAUAAUGGUAUCUAUGAUGAGAGCGACACCGGCUGGAAAUGCGACCCGAAAACCUGUGGAUGUCAGCAGUUGACUGAACGAGAAAUUGUUUACGGCAUCCCAGGGCUCUACUACAAUGGCACUUUGACGGUACAACACCACAUCACGAAUAGCUCAUCCUGGCUAGAUAAGGGCCCCGGAGCGUGUGGCAUGGCUGAUGAUGAGCCCAACACCUAUAAAUACCCAGCUCUCUUCUUGGUCGCCCCAACAGGAAACAAAACAGAUGCAAACCCAUUCCAUUGGAGGCUAUUCGGGUUCCAACCAGCCGACCAGACUCUGGGAGCCACCGGGUCCUACAUUGACAUUUACCAACGAUGGGUGCACCUCAGAUCGAGCGAUUUUGUCGUGUCUGGAACGCCAUACGGUGGCACCUAUUUUUAUGAUACCUCCAUAGGACGCUAUACGCUUUCGGAUGCCACAGAUCGUCAUAGAAACACCACCGCCUACUGGUCGACCAAAAUCACCAAUUCCGACAUUGAGAAUCUCUCUGCCCGUGCCGUUUACAAGACAAAACCACCGCUGCUUGACUUGGAUCCGGACACUAGUAAGGUGGAGCCCGCCUCGAGCCAGUACAUAACCUUUAGUGAUGUAUGUGCUUGGAACUCAGAACUUCCAUCCGAGGAGUAUAAAACACUUCAACACAGUAACUUUUCCAACAAUGACCAUAUCAACACGACGACGCCUACGGUUUGGCUGGAGCCUGGUGCCGUGGCUGAAAUGAAGGGCAUCGGCGCCUCAAAGAUGACUUUCACUCUUAAAUCAAGUCUCGAUGGUGUAAGGCCCUGGAUGAAUCUACGGCAGGCAAAUUGCGGGGAUGGCGUCAAAGAAGGCACUCAAGAUUAUUCGGUUGACGAUCCAUUUGAACUCGGAUACUUCCAAUACCUGACGAACGACGAUGAAUUGAGUUUUUGGAGACUCGACCUGUCCUUCAGUCUUUCCUUUGAAGGAAGCCUUGUGCGCGAGAAUAGUACGCGCAUAAAUGGAACAGACAAAGACGGUCUGGUGUUCGAUGCCACAUAUGAGACUCCUCCGCCAGAUAAUACAUUGCCUUCGGAACAUGAUGGCUCGUCUAGUGGCUCGGAUAGUGAGUCGGGUACAGCAAGUCUGUUGCUACAGAGCUCGAGUACUUUUGUCACGAUCUUCAGCAGCUCUACGGUGUUAUUGUUCUUGUUGGUUGGUUUGCUGUGA